Molecule: messenger RNA, 1785 nt
Organism: Anguilla anguilla (European eel)
Lineage: Eukaryota; Metazoa; Chordata; Actinopteri; Anguilliformes; Anguillidae
Gene: rmdn1
Product: regulator of microtubule dynamics 1
Exons: 10
Coding region: 409-1320 (303 amino acids)
Cellular component (GO): mitotic spindle pole; spindle microtubule; cytoplasm
Molecular function (GO): microtubule binding
Source: RefSeq, a predicted model, not a curated record
UAUGUGCUCGGAUCGUCGCAUAUUCCGCACCGAUUCUUGUUGGGUUGAGAAAAAAACGUAAAAAAUGUAACACACGCACGAUGUUGAACUAAAAUAGCAAGAUGGCGUUUCCAUAAGAAUAUUGGUAGGAUUGUCUUUUAUCUAUCAUUGCAUUACCCAAAACUGACUAUGUUUUAAGUUAUAAUUAUUUUAUUUUUUUUGGCCAAACAAAAAGCAAGUUUGACUUCUGGGAUUCAAAUGUUAUGCAUUUUUUUUGUUGUUUUUGUUUUUGUUUGGCUUAUCGUGACUGAUCUGUGAUGUUCCGUCUUGCAUUUUGACUACAUGUGGCAACCCGGAUCCAUACCUUUUAAAAGGCUACUGUGAAUAACGUCGUGUAUUCAUCAGCGGUCCAGUUUUGCAGGGGAGGACAUGGCUGGGAUCAUUCUAACUCGGUCCAUCUCACGGUCACUAUUGCCUGCAAGCAAGCACGUCAAGACCAAAGGACUGACCAGACAAUACUGGACUCCUCGCAGGAAGCCCCUUCUCACAGGUGGAAGGACGGCUACUUUGCUUUUGUCGUUGCCGGCCUUAUCUUUCCUGGGAAGCAAAACGUACAGGAGGCUGCAUGUGGUCCAUGCUCUGGACAAAGCCGAAGAGGACUUGGAGCAAGCCGACUACCUGUACAGCUGUGGAGACACGGAGAAGCUUCACCAGCUGCUGCUGCCAUACAAGGACAGCGAGGACGCCGAGCUGCUGUGGAGGCUGGCCCGCACCUCCCGGGACCUGGGCCAGCUCUCCACGGUCGCCCCCGGCGACAAGAAGCGGCUGGCGUACGAGGCCUUCGAGUACGCCAAGAGAGCGCUGGAGAAGGACGACGCCUGCUUCGCCGCUCACAAGUGGUAUGCUGUGUGUUUAAGUGAUAUUGGCGAGUAUGAAGGGAUAAAAGUAAAAAUAGGAAAUUCCUAUAUCAUAAAAGAACAUUUAGAGAGAGCAAUUGAGUUGAACCCAAAAGACGCAACUUCCUUCCACAUCCUGGGGUAUUGGUGUUUUGCCUUUGCCGAGUUGCCAUGGUAUCAGCGCAAAGUUGCCGCCAUGAUCUUUGCGUCGCCGCCCACUGCCACGUAUGAAGAGGCUUUGGAGUUCUUUCUGAAAGCAGAAGAAGUGGAUCCAAACUUCUACAGCAUGAACCUGCUGAUGUUGGGGAAGGCCUACCUGAUGCUGGGGGAGAAGGACAAGGCCAUUCACUGGCUCAGCAAGUCCAGGGACUACCCUGCCCACAACGAGGAGGACCGGGAGGUCCGAAAGCAGGCCCUUGAUCUCCUGAAGAAGAUAAACGGAUGAAGGUACGGAUGGGUAUCGCUACGACAAUCACUGUGAGCGCCUGGAGUUCCGAGGUGUCACAGAAAGGGUCUCGAGGAACAGCAACUUCGAAUGAACUGUUUAGUAUUCACAGCAGAGGACUUUGGUACCACACUGAACCAUUGGUCUCUUCUGAAGCAUGGGGAAGAGACACUAAAUACUGGCAUUAUAUCUAUUAGUGUAACUGAGCAUCACGUAUGCUGUGACACAUUUUCUAGAAGUACUCUAUGAUGCUGCGAUAACACUUUCAUAGUGCUAAUAACCAGGCCAUGAAUGUUUUAGCAUGAUUUAGGGAAUGUAGCAUUAACCCCAAAAUUUAACUCGUUUCAUUUUAAUGACUUCAUUUAAAACAUUUUAUUUUUUCAAUUCAGAAUACUGUAUAGUGGUUAACAAACUUUGCAAGUCCUGUGCAACUUGAAUAAAAUCUUUUUAAUUGUAUAUAUCGUA